UACAGAUGACGCCCUGGGGCGGGUAACACAGAGACGGAAGUGACACAGAGCUGGGUCACCGCCCAUAGCCUUCUGUCUGGCUUGAUGUAAACAGAGUACAUUCACGAAGGAUCCAUUUUUAUCGUACGACACCGAGGCCACCAUGGGGGGAGUCCUGGGCCUGUGCACCGCCGCAAGCUGGAUCCCUUGUCUUUGUGGCAGUGCCCCAUGUUUGCUGUGCCGGUGCUGCCCAAGUGGGAAUAAUUCCACAGUGACUCGGCUUAUCUAUGCCUUCUUCUUACUUCUUGGGGUCGGAGUUGCUUGUGUGAUGUUAUUUCCAGGGAUGGAGGAACAUCUCAAAAAGAUUCCAGGCUUUUGUGAUGGAGGAAUGGGAUCAACGAUCCCGGGAGUGAGUGCUCAUGUCAACUGUGAUGUGCUGGUCGGGUACAAAGCUGUGUAUCGUGUGUGCUUUGGGAUGGCCAUGUUUUUCCUCCUCUUUUCUCUCCUUAUGAUAAAAGUGAAGAGUAGUCAGGAUCCACGGGCUGCAAUUCACAAUGGACUCUGGUUCUUUAAGUUUGCCGCAGCCAUUGGAAUUACAGUUGGUGCAUUUUUCAUUCCUGAAGGACCCUUUACAACAGUGUGGUUCUAUGUUGGAAUGGGAGGGGCAUUCUGCUUCAUCCUCAUCCAGCUAGUGUUGCUGAUUGAUUUUGCUCACUCUUGGAAUGAGUCCUGGGUUGAAAAGAUGGAAGAAGGAAACUCUCGGUGCUGGUACGCAGCAUUGCUGUCAGCUACUGGCAUAAACUAUGCCUUGUCACUGGUAGCUGUAGUGCUAUUCUAUGUCUAUUACACCCAUCCCGAGGGCUGUUCUGAAAACAAAGCUUUUAUCAGUGUGAAUUUGCUUUUAUGUAUUGGAGCUUCUAUGAUGUCCGUUCUGCCGAAGAUCCAGGAAUCUCAGCCCAGAUCCGGUCUGCUGCAGUCUUCUGUGAUAACUAUUUACACCAUGUAUCUGACUUGGUCUGCCAUGACCAACGAGCCAGAUCGGAAAUGCAAUCCCAGUUUGCUUGGCAUAAUUGGCUACAAUACAACUACUACUCCAGGACAAAUUCAAGUAGUGCAAUGGUGGGAUGCUCAAGGAAUUGUGGGACUUGUUCUCUUCCUGCUCUGUGUUCUGUACUCCAGCAUUCGAACAUCAUCUAACAGCCAAGUGAACAAACUGACUCUAACCAGUGAUGAGUCCACACUGAUAGAAGAUGGGAGCAGGAGUGAUGGCUCUCUGGGUGAUUCUGAGGAUGUGAACCGUGCUGUGGACAAUGAACGAGAUGGGGUUACUUACAGCUACUCAUUCUUUCACUUCAUGCUGUUUUUGGCAUCAUUGUACAUCAUGAUGACACUUACCAACUGGUACAGCCCUGAUUCUUCAUAUGAGACAAUGACUAGCAAAUGGCCAUCUGUUUGGGUGAAGAUCUCCUCAAGUUGGGUGUGCAUUGCCCUGUAUGUUUGGACACUGGCUGCUCCAUUGGUGCUGACCAAUCGUGACUUUGAUUAGUGGAAGUGAAAAAGAAAAUGCAACAUGUAAAUGUGCCAGGGACACUAGGCGGCCUAGCAGCUUUUGUCAGUUGUGCAUGUUUAAUCUCAGCAUUUCCCCAUGCAUGACGUCACAGUAUAUAUGUACAGUAAGACUAGCUGUUUGAAGCUACACUCCAUAGAGCAGGUAUUAUUUAUGCUAACCAUUCCCAAUGCAGUAUGCUUUUCAAUAAUCGUGUCACAAGAAAUAGUUUUUUGUUCUUGACAUGCUAUGAAGAUUCAUAGAAAAUAGUGUUACAGUGAAAAACAAGUGUGGUUUUUAUUUCUACAAAAUCAAAUUGGUAUUUUAACUUGUCAAGUAGUUGUAGGCCAGAUGUUGCCUCAUAGGGGUGGGGGACAAAAUAGCACACACAGGUGUAGAAUUGGGACUUGUUCCUAGACCAGAGUUUCAUUUGUGCAGCAGUGUGUUUUAGUGACUUAAUCUCCAUCUUUAAUGCAUUAAUAAAGGGUUGUUUAGACUACUGGUGUUAGGUGUUUAAGAUGUGUUUCUAAUCUAAAUAAAGCACAUGUAAUAUUGUACCACAAGAGACAAUAGAUAAUUGUGAUUUUACAUGUAUUGAAUUGUGUUGCGCUGCAGUAUGGGUGUUUGAGUGCAUUACCACACACCUCCACAAGAAUGCACUGUAAACGCAGGAAAUGCAGUGAAGAAGUGUUUACUGUAGGUAUGAGUUUUACCUUAACAAAACAGCUAUUUUGUCAGAGGCCGGUUUUAAAACAAACAAAAAUCCACACAUAGAUUUAAUACAGUUGUAGAAGGAUAUAUCACCAAUUUGCUUUAUGUACAUUUUACAUGUGUAUAUUUUUAUCACAUAGCUCAAAGAAGAAUUUCAGUAAAAAAAAAAAAAAUGAAUAGCUUCCUCCCUAAGGGGGUUAUUUAUCAAAGCAGAGAGAGAUAAAGCAGCAACCAAUCGUCUUUUAAUUUUAAUUAUAGGAAAAAAUGACAGGAGCUGAUUGAUUAGUGCUUAAUCUCUCUCCACUUUAUCUCUCUCCAUGCUUAAAUAAAUACUCCCCUUAUUAUCCAGGCAGGAGAUAGCAUCACUAACAAUAUUAUAACACUUUGCAAUUGGCUAAUGACACUGAUUAGGUGAAAAUAAGUGGAAUUAUUUUCUGUCUAGAACAGUGGUUCUCUGUGACUUUACAUGUGGUAACCCCUGGCAGCCUAUUUGUGUUAUUCCCUCGACCAUAUGCUAAACAUUUGUAAUGACUAUUAAUUGCAUGUAGAUACAAAUGUUGUUUAGGUGAAACCAUAUAUAAAAGAAAUACUUGUAAAAACAAGAAUAGCAUAAAUUGUACAUAUGUAUUUGUCACAUACUGCAUUACAAUUUAUGUACAAUUGACACCAAAAUUACAGUCCACAUUCUUUCUUAUACAGGGACAGGCUUUUACAUUAGGGUCCUGUUGUUAUGCAUAGGACUAGUGUUCCCCAGGAUACUACUUUCCUGUGUGUCCCACCCCGCUACUACAGCGAGUACCCCAGGUUGAGAACCACUGGUCUUGAAGAUUUAUAACAGAAGUGUUAUUGGUUUGUAUCGGACUUUAGGGUAGAAAUAUGUAAUGCAGUGCUUUAUGAUCCCCUCAGCAUUGCGUGAUUUGUAGUUUCAGAACAUACUUGUUUUUUUUAGGUUUAUAAGACUAUAGAAUUUCCAGCUUAUUGUGGAAAAGUUCACAUUUUGUAGUCAGUAUUUGCUUUUUAGGCUUUGGUAUUAUGUUAUCUGAAAAGUGUGCGUUUUGUUCUAUAUAUUUAGUCAUUCAGUAAUUAAAUGUGGUCAGAUAUCUUUUGUUUUGUACAUGGGAAGAGAGACACAUUUAGGCCGUUGUGAAGUAUAAAUGGUUAAAUCCAACUUUUCUUUCUUUUUUUUUUAAUUUAACUUUAUGGAACUCUUUUAAUGUUAAUAAAUAAAACAUACACUUCUGUUUGA
Molecule: messenger RNA, 3482 nt
Organism: Pseudophryne corroboree (corroboree frog)
Lineage: Eukaryota; Metazoa; Chordata; Amphibia; Anura; Myobatrachidae
Gene: SERINC1
Product: serine incorporator 1
Exons: 10
Coding region: 143-1525 (460 amino acids)
Cellular component (GO): membrane
Source: RefSeq, a predicted model, not a curated record